Thermothielavioides terrestris NRRL 8126 is the source of this 915-nucleotide messenger RNA. RefSeq lists its product as uncharacterized. NCBI's taxonomy places the organism in Eukaryota, Fungi, Ascomycota, Sordariomycetes, Sordariales, Chaetomiaceae. The coding region runs from base 1 to 915 and encodes 304 amino acids. Gene Ontology annotation, biological process: amino acid transmembrane transport. The record is from RefSeq and is a predicted model, not a curated record. Gene Ontology annotation, molecular function: amino acid transmembrane transporter activity. Gene Ontology annotation, cellular component: membrane. The transcript is spliced from 4 exons.
AUGGCGGCUCGAAAGAUUAACCUGCGCGUCAUCACCCUCUACUCGCUCGCGGUUCUGACGGCCUCGUUCGUCGUCCCGAUGGACCACCCCUUCAUCAAUGGCCAAGCGACAUCGGUGAGCGCUCGCUCGGUCUUUAUUAUCGCCGUUGUCGAGGCCGGGAUGCCAAAGCUUGCCCACUUCUUUAACGCCGUCUUCACCUUCUCCGCCUUCACCUGUGGCGUCAACUCCAUGUACGUCGCUACCCGGGUUCUCCACACACUUGCCCUUCGUGGCCAGACCGGCCCGGAAUUCAUCACCAGACGACUGCGGGCGUGUCGCUCGGGCGUGCCAGUCAGGGCUGUCCUGGCCACUGGCGCCCUGAUGAUGGUGGCCUACAUGGGGCGCUCCGGUGCGCCCGGUACGCGGCUCGACGAGCUUGCGAAUAACUGCACCGUGUCAUGCCUGCUUGUCUACGCAACCAUCUGCGUGACAUACCUGUGCUUUUUCAGGACUCUUGAAGACGCCAAACAGUACGGGAACACGUCCGAGUCCCAGGCAGCUAGUUAUGAUCGGAACCACCCGCUGUACCCGUACAAGUCCCACGGCCAGUGGCUGAAGGGUUGCUACGGCUUGGUGGCGUGCAUCAUCCUAAUGCUCUUCAACGGCGUGGCCGCCUUCAUCAAGCCGUUCAACAUCCACAAGUUCGUGGCAGCAUACAUUAGCUUGCCCAUAUUUUUGAUCUUGAUCUUGGGAUACAACAUUCGCAAGCACCGGUUGAGGUUUUCUGACUGGUGGUCCGACAAGUCCGGUGACCUGAGCAAUACCGUGCAGGCAACAAGCCUGAAGCGGAGGGGGAGGCUCGAGUUCCCGGAUAGCGGCGUGACGAGGGAGAACCUGCUGACCUUCCUGGAGUGGGUCUGGGUAUGGCUGAAGUGA